CCCUGCCCUCUGGUUGGCUACCUGUGAGCUCAGCUCUGGGAAGCAAUGACAUAUAUAACCCAGAAGCUCUGAGCCCCUCUGAACAUUUCCAGCCACCUGUAGCAGCUGCUUCUUCUCCCUGGAGACAUCAGACCCAAGCCUCAAAGGACUUCUACUUAACAGGGGACAAUGCCCCGCUCCAGGAAUCCCAGCCCGGGGAAGUCCUGGGACAACGGCGACUUCCGUGGUUUGAGCCCAAUGGAGACCCGGAGGGGCCCGAAGAAGCCUCCCACAGAUAAGAGAACCCAAUCCUUGGACCGGCAGGUUCUCAAGGACUCGGAGUCCGCGAACUCCAAGUACUCCUCUGGGCCCACCCACAGGAAGGUGCUUCGGAGGACAGCCAGCGAUGAGACCAGAGGUUCUGGGAGCCCCUAUCACGUUGCAGAGGCCCAGGAAGCUGUGGUCGCAGCGCCCCCUCUAGGAGAAGGGAGCGAAUUUCUCCCCUGUGAGCAGGGGCCCCUAGAAAGCACUAAGAAAGAGAGGCCCCCAAAGCAAGCCCAGCAGAGCUGGAUUAGCAUGUUCCUGAAUAUCCUGUUCCUGAGGUUUGAUCUAGAGGAGCCCAGAGAAAAGGGCAGCAAGAAAUCAAAGGGGAAAGGAGAGACCAAGCUCUCAGAGGCAACGGAGGAGCCAGCCGUCAGGAAGAAAUCCCAGGAGAAGAGGACCAGCCGCAAGAAACCCACUCACAAGAAGCCUGCUCCUGAAGAGUCUACAGGGCUCCAGAACCCAGAGGCAGGAGGCCACGAGAACUUACUGCCCAGCUUAGCUUCGUCCCACGCCACCGAGGAGGCUAACCUGGGGCUGAUCUGCAGGGAGAGACCAGAGUCUGAGAUCCCCCAGGCCUUGCCCACCGAGGGAGGCCAUGAUGAAUCCUCAGAGAGUUCUGCCCAAGCCGCAGGUCCCCCAUCAGAAGAGGACCCUCAGCAGCCUGACCAGGAGGAGCUCAUCUGGAAGAUCGUGGAGCUGCUCAAGAGAGCAGGGGACCGUCUGGAGGAAGAGGUGAGGCGCUGGCAUCAGAGACCACCUGCAGGGCUCCUGCAGCUUCCGCCAGCGCAAGUCCCUCAGCCGGAAGUGGCUCCACAGAAGCCAACACCGCCCCCCAGGAAGAAAUCCCAGGAAAAGAAGCCCACCCUGAAGAAAGCCUUGUCCCUCAAGAAGCCCGCCUCCGAGGAACCCAAGAGAGUGGCUGUAGCCACUGCCCUUGGCCCAGAAACCCGACCCAAGAGGCCCAGCUUCCUACCCCUGUGUCUUAGUGGCCAGCGACUUUCCGCCUCCAGCAACCUUGACUCAGAGGAGCCCGGAUUCCACGAGGUCCAAUCUGUAGAUCCCGGAUGCUCACAUCCCCCUGAGUACCACACCCCAGCUGCGUGUCAAGGACCAGCAGAGAGGUCACUGAGGGACAGAGCCUAUGAAUCCAGAGAAUUCAGGCGGAAGAUCCUGGUCCUAUUUAAAAACUCAGAGGAACAGAAGGGAGAGCAGCAAGCUCAUGUCCAGGAGGCAGAGGAAGCUGGAGAAAACUCCACUCCCAAGAUGAAGUCACACAGGAAGAAGUCGAAUCUCCGGCGGGCCUUUUCCCUCAAGAAACAUGGCUCCAAGGAUUCCAAGAGAACAGAGGCUUCGGGGACUCCCAGUGCUGCCAGCCCGGAGGCCCGGCUACCCAAGAAGCACGGCUUUCUGCCCACGUGUGUCAGUGGCCACAGAGCUUCCAUCUCCGGGGACCCAGAAGACCCCGAGUUCCAGAAGCUGGCGGCUGCAGGAGGGGAACCAGCCGGGUCCCCAGAAGCUCCUUUCCGGUCUAGAAGAGUCACACCAGAUGAGCAGCCUCUGCCUCUACCAGAGGGAGCCUCGGAAUCUAAGGAGUCCAUCAUCCAGAAGUUGGUGGAAGGUCUCCAAGAGGUGGACGACGAGCUAGGAAGGCAGAUCCGGCAGUACCCCAGCUUCAGGAACUUUUUCAAUCAGUUCUCGGAAGCCUCCCUCAGGAAGCUAGUGGCCACCUUAGAGAGACAGAAGGCCCGCCUCUCAGAGGAAGAUGGGAGCCUCGUCAACAGACCCCCACCGUGCGCCUUUGGCUCACUGAACAAGUUUGCUGCCAACCACAGCUGUGCCAUCUGCACCCUCAUGCAAUCCAGAGGCCAAUACCAGGGCCACAGUUAUGCCCACUUCCUGUCCAGGAAGGCCCAGCAGGACAACAUGAGUCUGGAUUGUCAGAGUCCAGACUGAAGGCCGCAUCUUAUACCCAAGUUCUUCUGGACUAGCCAGAGUCAGCAGCUUUGGCUAGAGACCCAAGGACACUGCAGGAUGGCCCGGUUCUGGACUUCCCCAACACACCUGGAGACGAGUGUGGACAACGACCCUCUGUGCAGUUGACACCGCCCGAGACGGCUUUUCUUCCGGGAAGUUGGCCCCAGAGGCCAUGUUGGGGGUGGGCAAUGGGUAGGGAAGUGGGUUCCAUCCACAGAACCUAAGGUGAGGUCGCACCUCUGCAAUCCACCAUCAUGAAGGAGGCUGACUGAGGGUGGCGGUGGCGCACGCCUUUAAUCCCAGCUCUUAGGAGGCAAAGGCAGGUGGAUCUCUGUGAGUUCGAGGCCAGCCUGGUCUAUAAGAGCUAGUUCCAGGACAGGCUCCAAAGCCACAGAGAAACCCUGUCUCAAAAACAAACAACAAACAAAAACCAAAACUGCCAUCUGCCAGAUCCAGCUUUCAAUGAGUCUUAGCUGGGGCAUGUGUGUGUUGUCUGUGUGUG
Alexandromys fortis (reed vole) is the source of this 2779-nucleotide messenger RNA. RefSeq names its product BCL2 interacting protein 5 (gene Bnip5). NCBI's taxonomy places the organism in Eukaryota, Metazoa, Chordata, Mammalia, Rodentia, Cricetidae. Bases 169 to 2256 code for a protein of 695 amino acids. The transcript is spliced from 12 exons. The record is from RefSeq and is a predicted model, not a curated record.